Molecule: messenger RNA, 3942 nt
Organism: Vanrija pseudolonga
Lineage: Eukaryota; Fungi; Basidiomycota; Tremellomycetes; Trichosporonales; Trichosporonaceae
Gene: psc3
Product: Cohesin subunit psc3
Exons: 8
Coding region: 1-3921 (1306 amino acids)
Biological process (GO): sister chromatid cohesion
Cellular component (GO): nucleus; chromatin; cohesin complex
Molecular function (GO): chromatin binding
Source: RefSeq, a predicted model, not a curated record
AUGUCCGUCGCCGAGACAAACGGUGACGAGCCCCGGCGUGGGUCACGGCAGCGCAAGCAGCCCGAGCGAUUCGAACCCGUCACUGGUAGGUGGGCAGGCGGCUCGGGCGCUAAUGCGACAGGGGGCAACCGUCGCGACGACGACGAUGAGUCCGAGGCCAGCGACGACGAGCCGCCCAAGCGUGGAAAGCGCAAGGCGAACGGCAAGCCCAAAGAGCCUAAAGCUAAAGUCAACAAGCCGAAGAAGGCGGCCGCCAUCGUCCCCGCGACUGAUGCAGAGGUCGUCGAGGGCUUCAAGACGGAUUCUCCCUUGUUCAACGCGCUCCUUCAGCCGGAUGUCGCGAUCCAGCCCCUCGUCGAGGACUGGGUUCACACCUACCAAGGCUCAGCAGGUGACGCCGACGCCGAGAAGGCAGCGGUACAGGAGCUUGUACUCCUGUUCAUCCGCGCCAGCGGGUUCGGCGCCGACGUCGACGAAGACGAGGCGAUGGACCAGGACGGUGUCGUCGACGUGAUUGAGCGUAUCCAGGAUGAGAGCGUCAACACCAACCCCGCGACGUACCCUCUCAUCUCGCGCGUCAAGUCGCUCAGGUCGUUCAAGACCAACCUGUCAGCCGUCAUUUCACACCUUGUCGCAACGCUCUUCCUUACACCGCACCUGUUUGACGACGCCGAAACAACCAAGCACUCGCUCCCCCUUAUUCCCCUGUUGCUGACUUGGCUUCACUCGAUGGCCUCGUCGCCACUCCGCCCCAUCCGUCACACGGCGACGUUUAUCACCCUCAAGAUCAACUCGGCUCUCUGCGACGCCGCGGCCACGGCCAGCAACGAGCUCAGCAUCAAGCAGCGCCAGCGCGAGGCGGAGGCUAAGAAGGGUGGCUCUGGCGCCGCUGGCAAGAAGCGCCUAAAGGAAGCCGAGGAGAAGGUCAAGGAGGCACACGAGCGCAAGACGCGUCUGGAAGAGUACAUGACGGAAAUCUUUGACGUCAUGUUUGUGCACCGUGUUCGCGACGCCGACCCGGCCAUCCGCACAGACUGCAUUCGUGAACUCGGCGUCUGGGUCAAGACGUACGGCGAAAAGUACGUCUCGACGUCGUACCUCAACUACUUUGUCCGCGGGUCGAACGACCCAGACGGCAAUGCCCGUCUCGAGACGGUCAAGGCGCUGGCAGGCCUUUUCUCCAACCCCUCGACGGCCAACAAUGUCGGUUCCUUCACGCUCCGCAUCGCCCCACGCCUUAUCCAGAUGGCGUCACGCGACGUCGAGACCCCUGUCCGCGUCAAUGCCGUCAACGUGAUUACCGCCAUUGACCGCACCGGCGCCUUGCAAGACGAGGACGAGGAGCAGCGGGAAAAGGUCACGCGCCUGAUUUUCGACGAGCAGCCCCGCGUUCGCAAGGCCGCCGCUGGCUUUGUUCGCGGCCUGUGGGAGGACCGCGUCGAGGUUCUACUCACCGAGUUUGGCAACCUCCGGGCUGCUCAGAGGAAGCGUGCCGGCACCGCCGACACCGACGAGAUGAAGCAACGCUUUGAGUGGAAGGCACUCGCGUCGCUCUUGGUCGAGACUUCCAAGUCGCUCAAUGAGCCCAGCGAAGAGGCUAGCUCCUCCAAGCAAGUUGCCCCUCUCGCUGCUGCCUCGGGUUCGGCCACAACGCGUGCCGCUGCGGCCGCCGAGGCUCUGCUCGGCCGCAUUGAGCUCGUCCAGCGCUGGCAGGAGCUCGUCCCGUACCUCUUACUUGACCACUCGACCUCGGACGAGGACAUCUGGCUCCUCACCGAGGAGGAGGAAGACUUUUUGCUCGAGGUCUUGGUCACCGUCAUUACAGACUACGAGUAUGUUGACAUGCAGGACGAAGACGAGGAUGAGAAGACCAAGGCCCUCAUCAAGGUGCUUCCGCGCCUGUUCGCCAAACACCAGGCCGAGGUCAAGCGUAUCGUCGGCGUCUUGGCGAUCCCUCAACACAUGAACCUGUCCAUGUACCUCGAUCUCCGUAAAGGAGCGGCGUACGAGUCGCUCUGGGACGAUAUCACAAAGCAGUUCCUGCAGCACACGGACGCUGCAGUCCAGUCGGCGGCGAUUGCAGCCAUCAAGGCUCUCAACGACAAUACGUCGAUGGCGGCGGUCAACGCGCGAAAGACGACCGAGCUGGAGGAGGCUCUCUUCUCCAGCCUCCGGGACGCCGUCGACGGCGAGGACGUCUCUGCCAUGUCGAUCGACGAGGACAAGCUCACAGCCUUGGAGGCUAUCCUGCUUCGUAUCCACCUUGUCUCGACUGCCCGCGAUAUCGUCACCGUCAUGGAGGACGAGGAAGGCGGCCAAAGUAGCGGCUGGACCAUUGUCAAUGCGUUCGCUGGUCGAGGCGGCCUGGGCUUCAGGGAGGAGGCAAAGGUUAGUGACUGGCCUGUAGUGGAGCGAUUGACAGGCACUGACGGAUCUCAGAUGGUCGAGCACGCCCUGCGCAUCAUCUUCUCUCAUAUUGCUUGGCUCGGCCGUCGCCUUUCAAACUCAGAGGCCAACGACGAAGCCGCCAUUGAUUCGUUCAAUGAGCGGCGCGACGCCGCUUUGGAGUUGUUUGAGCGUUUUGGUGUUCGAGACCGAACCAAUGCAGCUGACACGGUCCGCCGGGAGGCCUUCAUCGCCUUCAUCAACCUCCAUAUCUUGUUUUGCAAGGCACGCAACCCGCCGCCCUCGAUCGUCCUCGAGAUGGCUACCGACAAACAACACAAACUUGGCGGUGCCUUCUCGGCUGCGGUCGACCGAUACGUAUCCGACCUUGACGAUGCCGAGCAGGACGAUGAGGACGAAGACAGCAUUGAGAGUGCCCAACGCGACUACACGUUCUUGCAGUUGGUGGCGGCAUUCGUCGGUGCCAUCCGUGUUGGUGUUAUGGACAUUGAGCAGGCCAAGGAGCCCCUGGCUCACUACGGCCGAUUCGGUGACGCCUACGAUUCGCUCGUCCGGACCUUGGCCGAUUCCCUGCGUAACGAAGGCAUCUACAACCGUGACGCUACCACAGUGCAGCAUGUGAUCGGAGAGGCACUCCAGAACUCAUUUAAUGUGUUCCUGGACAGUGACGACCACGACCCCGAGGCGACCGUUGCAUUGGCACGCUUCGCAGCUUCGGCAUUCGUUGUACAUGGCACGCACUUCACGGUUCUGAAGCAGAUCCACCCUGGCGAUGUGUACGACCUGCACAUCAAUGCUAUCGACUGGGUUAUGCGCAAGAUCAGUGUGCUGGUCAAGCAGCAGGCCCAGAAGGAGAGCAAAGAGGCCAAAGCUUGGAUCAACGCCAAACGGGGCCAGCUGUACGCCUUCUUCCGCCCUCUGGCGCUCCUUCUUGGACCGAUUGCGGGCCGUGAUGCCCUCCGCAUUCGCGCUCACCUUGAGAGCGUUGUGGACGCGUCCGGUGCGGCAGUUCAAACUCGGGCAUCGGGAUCGUACAAGGCCUACGAGAAGCGACUUGUUGCUGCCGCCGGCAAGGACACUGUCCUCAAGGUGCAGCCGGCGAAGACCGUCCCCUCUCAGCCGCGAAAGAGUGCGGCGAUCAUCGAAGACGAGGACGAAGAGGAGGAAGAGGAAGAGGCCAAUGGCGACGCUGAGGUGGAUGGUGACGCGGGCGCCGACGAGGACGACAUCGAGGCGAGUGCCGACCAACCGCCAGAGGACGUCGAUGAGGUCGAGGAGUUUGGUGCCACACCAACGCCUUCUUCUCAGCCUGCUUCGAGCCAGAAGCGGCCGCUCGAAGACGAGUCUAUCAUGCUCGACUUUGAGCCUGGCGAGGACGGAAACUUUGACGCCGAGAUCGACCUGGCGUUUGCGUCGUCGCCUGCGGGUGCCGCCGCCGCCGCCGCUGCCGCCCGCGACCGAAGCGUGUCCAUCGAGCCUACUGCCAAGAAGAGGAAGACUGUCAACAAGUAUUAGUAGAGACGAUCGAGUCUUGGG